Molecule: messenger RNA, 3554 nt
Organism: Sinocyclocheilus anshuiensis
Lineage: Eukaryota; Metazoa; Chordata; Actinopteri; Cypriniformes; Cyprinidae
Product: SEC14-like protein 1
Exons: 17
Coding region: 673-2832 (719 amino acids)
Biological process (GO): negative regulation of RIG-I signaling pathway
Cellular component (GO): cytoplasm; cytosol
Molecular function (GO): RIG-I binding
Source: RefSeq, a predicted model, not a curated record
CUUGGCUUGCCAUAAACGCAGCCCCUCUCUGCGCGCUCUUCUCCAGCACGCGCUUUCUCCUGUCUUCCACGGAAAGACGCGCACGCGCUUAAUUUAAAAUGUAAUGGUCAUUUUGUUUCACUGACUGUCCAACAUUCGUUUAUUGAUCUCUUUAUUGAAUAAUUACUUAUAAUAAUAUUUACAAGAGAGUAAAUAUUGGAAUUUCAGAAAGAUUUGAUACGUCUAAUUGAAGAGAACAUGAUGUUAACCCAGAAGUUUUUUGUUUACUGACCAAAAAAAGAGAAGCACAUCAUCGCUAAUUCAGUGGUUUGCUGAGGUGAAUUUUCUUGUGGUGUUUGUUUAUCGGUCAGCCGCGUGGUGGCGAUGACAAUUACAGAAAACUAGACUUCGGAAAAAUACUGAGACAAGGAGGCGGAGCAGUGUUUUUCUCUUCACUGCGGCCAGUCAGUGUAUGAUGGGGCAGAUUCAGCAGCAGUGGAUCCGUGAGUCUGGACUUGGUCUCCGAGAGAUCACCUCAGUCAUGGAUAUUUCAGAACCCACAAAUCCUAACGUCUAGAAAACCUACAGAACAUCUUUCACAUUCAUAAGGACUGCUUUAUCUUCUGCUACGAAUAAUCUGUUUUCAGUUCCUCAUAUUUUGUUUCAGUUGUCAGCACCAUUGUAGGCUCCACCAUGGUGCAGAAGUAUCAGUCCCCAGUGAGGGUGUACAAACAUCCUUUUGAACUGGUCAUGGCAGCAUAUGAGAGGAGGUUUCCCACCUGUCAUUUGAUCCCCAUGUUUGUGGACAGUGAUGUGAUCAUUGAGGAGACCAGUGAGGAUCGGUCUUUUCAUAAGAUUGAGCGGAGGUGUAAACUUGAUGUGGAUGCACCACGACUCCUCAAACGGAUUGCAGGCGUGGAUUAUGUCUACUUCAUUCAGAAGAACUCUCUGAACCACAGAGAAAGAACUCUUCAUAUUGAAUCUCACAAUGAAACCUUCUCCAACAGAGUCAUCAUUCAUGAACUCUGCUGUUACUCGGUUCACCCAGAAAAUGAAGAAUGGACAUGUUUUGAACAAUCUGCCAGUCUGGACAUCAAAUCUUUCUUUGGUUUUGAGAGCACAGUGGAGAAGAUCGCCAUGAAGCAAUAUGCCAGCAGCAUCAAAAAGGGUAAGGAGAUUAUUGAAUACUACCUGAGGGAGCUAGAAGAAGAAGGUUUAACUUGUGUACCUCGGUGGAGCCCUUGUCCACCAUCACCCACAAAGCCAGUGGUGCCACUUGUUAUUCCUGCAUUGCCUAUCACUCCCACAAUCUCCAUUGAAGCCCCUCCUGAGAGCGUGAAUGAGAUUCAAGGGUGUAAAGAGGGCAGCAGUCCUCCGGGCAGCCUGAACGACGCCCUUGUAGCCAGUCCAGAUGAUAAACUGGAUGCAGACUACAUCAAACGGUAUCUGGGUGACCUCACACCCCUUCAGGAGAGCUGUCUGAUUCGCCUGCGCCACUGGUUACAGGAGACACACAAGGGCAAGAUCCCAAAAGAUGAGCAUAUUCUACGGUUCCUGCGUGCACGGGACUUCAACAUAGAUAAGGCACGGGAGAUCCUUUGUCAGAGUCUGACCUGGAGGAAGCAGCAUCAGGUAGACUACCUCCUGGAUACCUGGAGCUCUCCUCAGGUGUUGCACGAUUACUAUACCGGAGGCUGGCAUCACCACGACAAGGAUGGCCGUCCUCUGUAUAUCCUACGCCUCGGACAUAUGGACACUAAAGGACUGGUUCGAGCACUUGGAGAAGAAUCCCUGCUCAGACAUGUGCUGUCAAUCAAUGAAGAGGGUCUGAGACGCUGUGAGGAGAACACCAAAGUAUUUGUUCGGCCAAUUAGUUGUUGGACAUGUCUUGUCGAUCUUGAGGGGCUCAAUAUGAGGCAUCUGUGGCGUCCUGGAGUCAAAGCUCUGCUGAGGAUUAUUGAGGUGGUGGAGGCCAAUUACCCAGAGACACUGGGCCGUCUACUCAUCCUCAGAGCUCCCAGAGUCUUUCCUGUCCUGUGGACGCUGGUCAGCCCUUUCAUUGAUGAGAAUACACGAAAGAAGUUUCUGAUCUAUGCAGGAAAUGACUACCAGGGCCCUGGCGGUCUUGUGGACUACAUUGAUAAAGAGAUCAUCCCUGACUUCCUUGGAGGAGAGUGUAUGUGUGAAGUGCCAGAGGGUGGCUUGGUUCCCAAGUCUCUGUACAGAACUGCAGAAGAACUGGAGAAUGAUGAGAUCAGGCUGUGGACGGAGACUAUUUACCAGAGUGCCAGCAUCUUCAAAGGAGCGCCACAUGAGCUACUGAUUGAGAUCAUUGAUGCCUCCUCAGUCAUCACUUGGGACUUUGAUGUAUGUAAAGGUGAUGUGAUCUUCAAUAUCUACCACUCUAAACGAGCUCCACAGCCACCAAGGAAAGAUCCGCUGGCUACCCAUGGCAUCACCUCUCCCGCAGGCAACAACGUGCAGCUUAUAGAUAAAUCCUGGCUGCUGGGACAGGACUACAGCAUGGUGGAGUCACCCCUCACCUGCAAAGAGGGAGAAAGUGUGCAGGGUUCACAUGUGACACGGUGGCCAGGUUUCUAUAUUUUGCAAUGGAAGUUCCACUCUAUGCCAGCAUGCGCCACCACAAACCUACCUCGGGUGGAUGACGUUCUGGCUACUCUGCAGGUGUCCUCUCACAAGUGCAAAGUCAUGUACUACACUGAGGUUCUGGGCUCAGAGGACUUUAGGGGCUCAAUGACCAGUUUGGAAUCCAGUCACAGUGGUUUCUCUCAGCUCAGCGCCGCCACCACAUCCUCCAGCCAGUCACAGUCCAGCUCUAUGAUCUCCAGGUAGAAUGGAAAGGAAUUUAGGCUCUAAAAUGUUUUAUUAGUUUAGUUUCUUGAUUCUCAAUAAACCCCAUUACUACUCUUACUCUGUUAUCUAUCCCAACACUGUAUCACUCCAUGUCAAGGACCUGAAGCAUGCUCGCACAACUAAAAAGAGUAUAAAAAUAUCCUUACCUGAAAGGAUUCUGGUGGUGGUAGGUUGUUGUUUUUUUUGAAGGGCUUGAAGCUGCUUUUCCAUAGUGCUCAGCUGGGCUGCAGGUCAGUUCAUAGGCCGAUUGUGCUUUGUGUGAGUGUCCAAAGGAGCUCACACUUUAAUGUGCAUUUCUACAUUUCCCAUGAGCUGCAUGCUGAACUAAGCAAUACAUGUUCUUCAAAUUGGGAAAGGGCCUGAAAUUAACACGCCCACUUACACAUCUCAAAUACUCCACAUACUUACUUAUAUGCACUUAGUUCUGCCAUAUCACUUGGAGCUCGUCCUCUUGGUAAACUGUUGUUAGGUCAUUGGGUGGGCUUCUGCAAUAAUUUAGAAGAAUUUAUACUAUUUGAAUUUGUAUUUAUCAUAAAAUGUUUAAGGAGACUAGGUUAAGUCUUCUUGGGUGCUACAAGCUUGUUUCUUAAUUGUUAAGGCCUUUCCACACUGAGCGCGAAAAAGCUAAACGAAUAUCGGACACGCUGGAAUAAAACAAUAGAUUUCUAUGGAUGCUUCCACAUAGACCGCGAACAUUCACG